Procambarus clarkii (red swamp crayfish) is the source of this 832-nucleotide messenger RNA. Its product is annotated as U6 snRNA-associated Sm-like protein LSm8. Gene Ontology annotation, cellular component: precatalytic spliceosome; U4/U6 x U5 tri-snRNP complex; U6 snRNP. The record is from RefSeq and is a predicted model, not a curated record. NCBI's taxonomy places the organism in Eukaryota, Metazoa, Arthropoda, Malacostraca, Decapoda, Cambaridae. Gene Ontology annotation, biological process: mRNA splicing, via spliceosome. Gene Ontology annotation, molecular function: RNA binding.
GUCGAACGUUUCAAAACAAAUCUCUGGUGGCGGCGGCGGCUGCCUCUUGGUCCGGCCGUUUCUAGAGUAACUACCCUCACAUUGUGCAGGUGGAACCACCUCGUUAUCUCAGGCCACGAAGAUGACCAAUACGCUUGAGAGUUACGUCAACCAUCUAGUCUCCGUUAUAACAGCUGAUGGGAGAAACAUUGUAGGAACACUGAAAGGCUUUGACCAGACUGUAAACCUGAUCAUGGACGAGUGUCACGAGCGGGUCUACAGCUCCCAUCGAGGUGUUGAGCAAGUCAUUUUGGGACUUUAUGUCGUCAGAGGUGAUAAUGUAGCCCUCAUUGGAGAAGUGGAUGAAGACUUGGAUUCAAGAUUAGACCUUGAAAAUAUUCGAGCAGAACCUUUGAAUGAAUGUAAAACUUGAUGAACCCUUCAUUUGAAAUGUAUAUUGUUAAUGGUAUGUUGAAAAGCAUACGGACUAUUGAGUGCAAGUGCUGCUGACUAACAUAACAAACAUGUUCAGUAUAAGAAUGAAUUGUCAUAGUGCUCUUUGGUAAAAUUUACCAGAUUACUAAUGCAAGGGUGUACAGUACUUGUGAUUUUCACAAACUAUUCAGAAUUUGUAUGAUGUUAAUGUUUUACAAGAAUUAACUGCAAUAGAGACACAUGAAAACGAGAGCUAACUUGUCUCUGAAAUUUAAAGUGCAUUAUAGCAAAUAUACAAAAAAAUACAGGACUGAUUACCCCUUUGUCUUGUUACUAAGACAGUAUUUUGUAUGUAUGACAUGUGAAAUGUUUUGCCUUUGACUUGGUUAAAUAAUAAAUAUUAUGCCCCCUCACAAAA